UCUGGUAAACAUCUAAAUAUUGAUUUGUGGCAACAAUUUAUCAGCACUUGUGGUGACAUGACAUCAGUGCUUCUUUUCACCACUCAAUCUAACCAUCAGUUUGUCGUCUCGAUGUAAAUACUAUUCAAUUAUUGAAAAAACUAUUUUCUUUUAAUAAAAGAAAAAACAAAAGUGAUAUUAUAGUACAGUAUUACCGAUUGAAACCUCUCUCAACAGUAUUUAAUAAAAUGCUUAUCUUUAUCAUACAACUCAUUGUUCAUCAAUUUAUCACUUGUGUAACACCAUUGCCUCCAAUCAUAAGAAUAGGAGGACUGUUUGGUGCCAAUGAUACGGAACAGGAGUUGGCCUUUCAUUUAGCCAUCGAUCGCAUAAACUCUGAUCGAAAUAUACUCCAGAGUUCAACACUAGUGCCCGAAAUACAGCGAAUCACUGAUGGAGACAGCUUUCACACCAAUAAAAAAGUAUGUUCACUGUUGGCCAACGGCGCGAUUGCACUGUUCGGUCCAUUAGGCGGUCAAACAGCACUUCACGUGCAGUCAAUCUGUGAUGCAUUGGAAAUACCACACAUCGAGUGCCACUCCAAUAGCAGGGAUAUGAUGUCCGAUCAUAUCUCCAUUAAUCUCUAUCCUAAGCCAUCAUCUCUAUCACGAGCUUAUGUAGACUUAGUCAAGGCUUGGGGUUGGAAAGUAUUUGCCAUCGUUUACGAGGAUAACCACGGUAUUGUCCGAAUCCAAGACUUUCUGAAGGAAGCGCAACAAUACGAUUGGACGAUAAAACUCUACCAAUUUUCCGACAGACCCUAUAGAGACAUAUUCUGGGAAAUUAAAAUGACUAAAGUAUUUCAUGUAAUUAUUGACGUCAAUCGACUAAAUAUAUUCACUGUUUUAAAACAUGCACAGCAGGUCGGGAUGAUGACUGAGUUUCAAAGCUAUCUCAUCACAUCAUUGGACUUACAGACAAUAAAUUUAGAAGAUUUCAAAUUUGCCAAAACAAAGAUUACAUCAUUUCGUUUGGUAGACUCAACAAACCCUGAGCUGUACAGUCUAAUGACCGAUUGGACACAACUGGCCUCAAAACGAGGGCUCAACAAUGCCAGUAAACCAACUAAUUUAUUGACAGAAUCGGCACUACUUUACGAUUCAGUGAAACUGUUGGCUACAGCACUACAAGACUUAGAUCAAAGCCAAUCAAUAACAAUGCCAUCAAUCAGUUGCCAGAGUGACAAUCAAUGGCAAUUCGGUACAUCUCUCAUGAAUUACAUGCGACCCAUCACAUUUAGAGGUCUCACAGGACUCGUAGACUUUGAUCAGUUUGGCCACAGAAGUAGCUUUACUUUGGAUGUAAUGACUAUUAGUGACGACGGACUUCAAAAGAUCGGGUAUUGGAGCGGAAGUCAGACUUUACAGCCAUUGAACAUCAGUGACGAGUGGAGAGACAACUUCUCGUACAUGUCUUUGGCAAACCAGACAUUGAUUGUCACAACUAUUAUAAACCCUCCCUAUUGUAUGCUCCGGGAGUCGUCCAAAACCAAGUAUGGAAACGAUCGCUUUGAGGGUUAUAUUGUCGACUUAAUCGACGAGUUGUCCAAACUGUUGGGAUUUAAGUAUAAAUUUAAAACAGUUGACGAUAACAAAUAUGGUGCCAAAAAUGAAACGGGAUUUUGGAACGGACUUAUCGGUGAAGUACUGAAUGGAAAGGCAGAUAUAGCAGUGGUAGACCUGACAAUAACAUCUAAAAGAGCCGAAGCCGUGGACUUUACAUUGCCGUUCAUGAAUACGGGGAUCAGUAUAUUGUUUAAGAAGCCGACCACCAAAGUGACCACUUUGUUCUCGUUUUUGUCUCCUUUUUCAAACAUCGUUUGGGUCUAUGUAUUGGCCGCUUAUGUAGGCGUCAGUUCAGUGCUCUUCAUAGUUGGUCGACUAUCACCCUAUGAAUGGGAUAAUCCUCAUCCGUGUCGUAACGAAGAUUUUGUAUUAGAAAACAAUUUCAGUCUAACAAAUAGUUUUUUCUUCACUAUUGGUUCACUGAUGCAACAGGGAUCAGAUCUAACGCCCAAGGCAAUGUCUACCCGAGCCAUAGCCGCUAUUUGGUAUUUCUUUACAUUGAUAAUGAUAUCGUCAUAUACAGCAAAUUUGGCCGCAUUUUUGACGGUUGAAAAAGUGAUUUCUCCCAUCGAAAGUGCCGCAGACUUAGCUUCACAGUCGUCUAUAGAGUACGGCUGUCUGGCCAGUGGCUCCACCCGAGCCUUCUUCCAAGAGUCCAAUAUAUCUACAUUUAAAAAGAUGUGGGAAUUUAUGAAAAAUCGGGACGUAUUUGUUGACAGUAAUGAUAUCGGCAAACAAAGAGUCGAAAAAGGCAAUUAUGCUUAUUUGAUGGAAUCGGCGUCUAUUGAAUAUUCAGUUGAGAGGGACUGUAAUCUGACCCAAGUUGGAGGUCUACUCGACACUAAAGGUUACGGAAUCGCCACAAGAAAGAACUCCAAAUAUAGGGGUCUGUUAUCUCAAUCGAUACUUAAGCUUCAAGAGACGGGACGACUGUUAAUGUUGAAAGAAAAGUGGUGGAAACAGAAGAAAGGCGGCGGAAAGUGUACCGACGAUAACAAAAAGUCAUCGUCAGUGACGGCACUCAAGAUCGACAAUGUCGGCGGUGUUUUCGUCGUACUUCUCGGAGGACUUUCGUUGGCCUUCUUUGUGGCCAUUUGUGAGUUUAUGUGGAGAUCCAGAAAGUCAACCGCCGGAUGCGAAACGAUGUGUGAAGAGAUGAUAAAUGAUCUCAAGUUUUCAUUUGCCUGUCAGUCAAAGUCAAAACCGGGAAAACGGAAGUCAUAUGAAGACAAUGUCAACAAUAGCUCUUAUAAUACGUUAUCACAACCGCAAGUCAUUAGAGGACAGUUUACUAAUAAACUUGAUUAUUAA
Molecule: messenger RNA, 2915 nt
Organism: Oppia nitens
Lineage: Eukaryota; Metazoa; Arthropoda; Arachnida; Sarcoptiformes; Oppiidae
Product: glutamate receptor ionotropic, kainate 2-like
Exons: 14
Coding region: 228-2915 (895 amino acids)
Biological process (GO): synaptic transmission, glutamatergic; modulation of chemical synaptic transmission; monoatomic ion transport
Cellular component (GO): postsynaptic membrane; plasma membrane
Molecular function (GO): transmitter-gated monoatomic ion channel activity involved in regulation of postsynaptic membrane potential; glutamate-gated receptor activity
Source: RefSeq, a predicted model, not a curated record